This is a messenger RNA of Hymenoscyphus albidus, 2091 nucleotides long. Lineage: Eukaryota; Fungi; Ascomycota; Leotiomycetes; Helotiales; Helotiaceae. The record is from the annotation of a GenBank genome assembly.
AUGAGCAGCAUUGUCCUAACACACCAUAUUGGGUAUUUGAGAUCAAUUCUUCCUGCAUCGCGUCUGUCAUAUCACGCUGGGAGAGCUGCGUCGGUCAACACAGCCAUUGCUCGCGGCAUUCGAAAAUCCAAAGGACUCGCACUUCGCGGAAGCGAGCGCAGACAAGACGAUCCGCGCCAGCAAUACAUUGAACGAAAUGGCUUACGUGCCCGAGACAGAGAACUCGAUCGCGGGAGUCGAGAGGACCGCCCCUCCAGAGCCAUAAGUGCAGAAGAAAAGAGAGCGCCUCGGAAAGCGCCUUGGAUGCAGAGAGGUUCCCAAAAAGGAAAGCAAGGCCAUCCACGAACACCAUUUGACAACCAACGAAGCUUCAGUUCACCUGUGCGACAGGCAGACAGAAACUCCUUUGAAAGCAGGGAUACUCCAAAAUUCAACCCCAGGCAUCCUCACCACUUCCACGAUCCCCAACCUCGAGAAUCUUUUGCGGAAUCAUAUGGAGAGAGGCGCCGAAAUGCGUCUAGUUUCCAACAUUCUUCUUCAAACGGUGAUUCAACAUCCCCGAAGAGGAAAUGGGAGCGACGACCGAUGGAAAUAGUUAAGGGCCGGGGCCGUUUCAAGUCAGGAGAGAAUUCGCUGGGAAAUAGUGAUUCAGCAUACCAGAAGAGACAAUGGGAGCCAAGGCCGAUGGAAAUAGCUGAGGGUCGGGGCCGCUUCAAGCCAGGGGAGGCUUCGCUGAGAAAUGGUGAUUCAACAUACCAGAAGAGACAAUGGGAGCCAAGGCCGAUGGAAAUAGCUGAGGGUCGGGGCCGCUUCAAGUCAGGGGAGGAUUCGCUGGGAAACGGUGAAAGUACAUCUAAUAUAAGCAGGCAUCGGGGUCCGAAAGGAAGGUCUUUUUUGACAGAAGGACUGGAGGGAGACGGCGCACCCUCCAUGGAUGCAGGAGUCAGGUCAUACAAGCAAAAUAGCCCAGUGGCACGACGGGGAAGUGACCAUAAUGAUUCCUCUGAAGAUGGGAACAGAUUCUCGAUGACCCCUCUCUUUGAAACUGGUCCACGAACCGUCAAGAGUGGCCCUCGAAUUCCCGUUUCUAUACCGUAUACAACACCAGCAUCAGAGUUCUUGUAUGGAACUUCGGUUGUAGAAGCCGCGUUGACUUCAAGAAGGAUACCGAGAAGACAACUUUACAAAUUAUACAUUUACACGGGCGAGAAUCGGGAGCAAUCCAGCUCAGAUCGUGACGUUGAUCUUGAGGCUCUGGCAAGAACGAACGGGGUAAAGGUUUCUCGAGUAAAUGGCGAUGGAUUGGGGCUUAUGGACAAGAUGAGUGGGGGACGACCUCAUAAUGGUUACAUUCUAGAGGCAUCACCACUUCCACGACUACCCAUCACAAGUUUAGGCUCAACUGUUGAUGAAGAUGGGCGAAGAGGAUUCAAUGUCACAGUAGACUUCCAAUCACGAGAAGAUGCCGCGGUCAACGGCACAGCUGAUUUCAUCAACCUCCCAGGGUCCCGACGACAGCCAAUGGUUCUCUUGCUGGACAGCAUUCAAGACCCUGGAAAUCUUGGAGGUAUCAUUCGUACCGCGUCAUUCCUUGGAGCCAGCGCUGUUGCAAUUUCAACUCGCAAUAGCGCAUCUUUCACCCCCGUUGUUCUGAAAGCUUCCGCAGGUGCUUCUGAAAACAUUACUUUAUUCUCCAUAAGCAACCCCGAAGCCUUCAUCCAAGCAUCUCAUGAAGCAGGGUGGAAAAUAUAUGCCGCCGUAGCGCCAGCAGGAAAAGGCGCCCGGCAAACCAACAAGUCAGUAUCAACUGACGAGUUGGAUGACCCUCUUGCCCGGAAUCCUUGCCUUCUCAUGCUGGGUGGAGAAGGCGAUGGUCUCCGAAUGAAACUUAGAAGGAAAUCUGACAUCAGGAUUUACAUCCCUGGUCGUUCUCAAAAAUCCUCCGUGGAUAGUUUGAACGUCAGUGUCGCAGCGGGAAUCCUCUGUAAUGCUUUCUUGGGCCAGAAUAGACCGGCUAUCACACCACCAGUGGAUGAAGUGGAUGGUGAUGUAGAAGAAGCGCGAGGGAAGAACCCUGAUGAUCUGUUUUAG